Molecule: messenger RNA, 1743 nt
Organism: Torulaspora delbrueckii
Lineage: Eukaryota; Fungi; Ascomycota; Saccharomycetes; Saccharomycetales; Saccharomycetaceae
Gene: DAS1
Product: SCF ubiquitin ligase complex subunit DAS1
Exons: 1
Coding region: 1-1743 (580 amino acids)
Molecular function (GO): protein binding
Source: RefSeq, a predicted model, not a curated record
AUGGAUGUAGCUGGAUAUUGUUUGUUUCCGCUCGAGAAGUUGCCAGAUGAGCUUAUACUAGAGGUGUUCUCACACUUAGCACAACCCGACAGGUUGACAGUAUCGUUGUUGAGUCAUAGAUGUUGCGAGAUUGCUACUAAAUUGGUGUAUCGAAGGAUCUAUCUAAACGAUUCGAAUGUCGUAAGGAGCAGUUAUAUGAAUUUGGCGAUAAAUUGGACUCUUUUGAAUAUCCCGUCGUCUCUAAAUGAAGAUGAGUCAAGAAAGAUUGCCAAUGCGAAAUUGAGAAAGCUCAUUUAUGCCCUGGAGAUGAACCAGCGGGCUCUGGAGUCUGUUGAGUGGAUUAGAAUCAAUUGGGACCUGGAUCCUGCACUGCAAAAGACCGUUUUAGCGAUACUUUGUUCCAGAGGAACUUCUUUACAGCGAUUAGAGAAUAUCACAGAUCCAUCUUGUAACGAUAUCAUUGCUGGAGGAGCUGUUUCGUCGAGGAAAGUUAUUAGUCUCGAUAUGGCUCCGCCAAAUUCUCUUCCGGAGAUUGCUGUACCUAGUGAUUACAUUCCAAAUCUGCAAAGGUACUUGAGGUCCAGGAUCUCUACUUCUUUAUCGCAUAUGACCCUGUUUAUCGAUCCCAUUAAACUAUUCAAUUACCUCUACCCUUUGACCCACAAGUUACAAAUUAUAGAUCUAAAAUUGCAUUGGAGGAGGGAAUUUUAUGAUCCUGCCUAUUUCACAAGGAGAUUGAAAACCCGACCAAUCGAAAAAUUGUCAGAAGUGUUUGAAGUGCGAACUCUCAAAACUUUGACGAUCAUUUCAUGGAAUGAGACAUUGGUGUCGAGGGAAAUCCAGAUGAUAAAGGAUUUUAAGGAAUUUGUUUAUCUCGAAGAUCUGUCUUUGAUCUCCAUAAAGCAGAAUUUUGAUGUACUGGUGACACUUUUUUACAAUCUACCCAGGUUAAAGAGACUUAAGAUGGAUUUCUUGGAAGAUUUCAUGCCUGAGACAAAAAAUACUGAAAUUUUUCUCACCAUACUGCUAGUAUGCAAGAAACUACAGUUUAUUGACAUGCGAUUUGAGGGACUGGAUCCUCAGAUGAUAGCAAUUCAUGAAACGAAAUUUGAGUUGCAUCAAAAAUGUUACUGCGAUGCUUGUAUCCAUGUCUUUGAGGACAUCUUGAAGAAGAAAUUCUUCUUAUUUCCGGAAGAUCAGUAUUUGACAGACAUUCAUGAUAUUGCAGCAAAGGAUAUUUUCAAGAUGAUGAGGUACUUAUCUUUGUUGCCAUACUCAAAGGCCUGUGAUUGUUAUCCAAGCGUGAGGACUCAACCCAUGAAUUUGGACGAGUUCGUCUCGAGGAUGAACAAAAAUUUAUUAUUUUACCGCCAAAGCCGUGGACAAUUGCUUUCUCCAGAGCAUCAGGUACAUGAUCCUCAGAAUAGCGAGUUUUCUACGUUGGGAUUGCCGCAUGCUCUGUUGACUAAACAAGAUGUGAUUGAAUGCUAUCAUGCUCUUAUUCAUCAUUACAGAGCUACUUAUGUGGCUUUUUUAAGAGGGUUUCCACAUCUUCGAUUUUUGAUGUUGAAUGACAUCCCAACUAUCGUGGUUGAAGAAGAGAAAGAACGGAUUUUCCAACCCAUUUUCUAUCACGAAAACUACAAGACCAAUCUGACAUGCUGGUCACAAAUCGAAAAGAAACCUAAAGGAUCCCACGGGGAAGCAACAGAUUCAGUCAACAGGAAAGUCAGCGUCUUUUAA